AGAGCAAAAACACACGAUUAUAUAGCUCUUUCUAUCAAAACCUUUCGGUUCUAAUGGCGGAUAAUGCUGUUUCCUCGCCAUUCUUGACGAUGGUCGUCGUGAAUUUCGGAUUUUCUCUGAUGAACGUUCUUCUCAAGAAGGUCCUGGACAUGGGUCUGAGCCCUCUCGUCUUUGUCACUUAUCGUCUUUUGGUUUCCACCAUUUUCUUGGCCCCGGUCGGUUUUUUCUGGGAAAGGCAGAGCAGACCAAAGCUUACACUUCAAAUCCUAUUCUCUCUCUUUUGCUCUGCAGUUGUCGGAACCUCUGUGACACAGUACCUCUUCCUCCUCGGAAUUCAGUACACAUCUGCAACAUUCGCUUGCGCCUUUGUCAACUUGACUCCCGUCUUAACUUUUAUCAUGGCACUACCAUUCGGGUUAGAGAGAGUUAACAUAAGGAGCAACACGGGACGGGCCAAAGUAGUGGGGACGGUGGUUUGCGUCGGAGGCGCCAUGCUAUUAACGUUGUACAGAGGAGCGCCUUUGUUCGGCAACCGCAGCUCGGAUGAUGUCAGCGUCAGGGAAACGAGGUUGAUCACGACGUCGUCAAAGGGAAGGCCGUCGGGAGAGAGAUGGAGCUUAGGGACGGUGGCUUUGGUAGUGGGAAGCUUCUUGUGGUCGUCAUGGUUCUUGGUUCAGUCCAAAGUUAGCCAGAGGUACCCCUGCCAGUGUAGCAGCACCGCCAUUAUUUCGUUCUUCGGCUCUAUUCAGUCGGCCCUCCUGUGUUUGGCUACGAGCGGGUGGAAACCCUCCGCUUGGGCUCUAAAGGGUACCUUAGAGAUUCUCACUGUCCUCUAUGCUGGGAUAGUGGGAUCAGGGCUGUGUUACGUGGGGAUGUCAUGGUGUGUGAAGAAAAGAGGUCCUGUCUUCACUGCGGCGUUCAGUCCCCUUAUUCAGAUUAUGGCCGCCUUGAUCGACAUUCCUUUCCUCCAUGAGCAACUCCAUCUCGGCAGCUUGUUGGGAUCAAUGAUAGUGAUUAUCGGACUGUACACUCUUCUGUGGGGUAAGAGGAAGGAGAUUAAGACAAGCCAGGAGGGACAGAACCCGAAAGAAGAGGAUCCUCAGCUCCACGGUCUCAGAGUCCUGGGAGAUCCACCUUGUCCUUGAUUAUUUUCCCUAUAUAUAUAUAUUUCGGUUCUAUAAUUAAUAUUAUCAUUAAAAAAAUCAUGUUUUCUAUAUCCAUAAUAAAGUUGGCCUGAAGAAUGAAAAAAUAAAAAGCAAAAUCAAGUCAAGUAUAAUUUUCUUCCGAGAUUUAAGAUAGAUGAGUCAUCAUCCCAUUGGUAGUUUUGUGCGUGUGUGUAUAUAUAUAUAUUGGAGUAUUCGGUUAUAUACGGAACUAUUAUUAUUGGU
Tarenaya hassleriana is the source of this 1388-nucleotide messenger RNA. Its product is annotated as WAT1-related protein At3g30340-like. Gene Ontology annotation, molecular function: transmembrane transporter activity. Gene Ontology annotation, cellular component: plasma membrane. The transcript is spliced from 6 exons. Bases 54 to 1145 code for a protein of 363 amino acids. Lineage: Eukaryota; Viridiplantae; Streptophyta; Magnoliopsida; Brassicales; Cleomaceae. The record is from RefSeq and is a predicted model, not a curated record.